AUGACGAAAAGCUCCUCUGAUCCCCCCGAUAUAGCAAGCCAAAGCUCCCCUGCAACAUCUCGACAUGAUGCAGUCGCCGGUCGCUCGAAAACCCCGCCGCCGCACCCUUCGCCGGCCGUGAAGGAGACGGCGGCGUCUGCCUCGUCCGCGCGCCACGUCGGUGCCGGCAACGUCGACGGGCCUCCAGGCACGGCCCAAUCGCCCGAUGCCUGGGCCGCCGACGACAGGGUGCCCAAGCAGGCGACCAGUUCCGUCAGCGCCCUCGCCCAGGCCAAGCACCCCGCCGUUUCCUCCUCGUCGCAGCAUGGGCAAGGUCCGUGGUCCGUCGUAGAAGCCGCCGACGCGGGCCGAGACGGGUCGAGCACGAUGCAGCCGGGUGGCAACGAAGAGGCGAAGAAGAGGAAGCGCGGCUUCUACGCCGAACUCCGUAGGACCUUCUGGCUGGCCUUGACCUACAGCUGGCUCAAUGUCUUGCUCGUCUUCGUGCCCGUCGGCAUCGUCGUGGCCAACAUCAGCGCCGUGCCCGCCGGCGUCGUCUUCGCCAUGAACUGCAUCGCCGUGAUUCCCCUCGCCGGCGUGCUCGCCUUUGCGACCGAGUCGGUGGCGGCGAACAUGGGCGAUUCCCUCGGCGCCUUGCUCAACGUGACCUUUGGCAACGCCGUCGAGCUCAUCAUCUUCAUCGCCCUCGUCAAGGACCAAAUCCGCAUCGUCCAGGCCUCGCUCCUUGGCUCCAUCUUGGCAAACCUGCUCCUCAUUCUGGGCAUGGGGUUUUUUCUUGGCGGGCUGCGCUACCGGGAACAGGUGUACAACAGCACUGUGACGCAGAUGAGCGCUUGCCUGCUGAGUCUGAGCGUCAUCAGUCUCGUCCUUCCGACGGCUUUCCAUGCUUCGUUCAACGACCCCACGCUUGCCGACAAUGAGUCGCUCAAGAUCAGCCGCGGAACCAGCGUGAUCCUGCUGCUCGUCUACGGCAUCUACCUGCUCUUCCAGCUUAAGUCGCACGCGUACAUGUACGAGUCGACGCCGCAGCACAUUGUCGAUGCCGAGUCCGUCCCCGGACCCGCCGCCGCCUGGCUGGACAGCUCGAGCUCCGACAGCAGCUCCGACAGCAGCUCGGAAUCCGACAGCUCCAGCCGCUCGAGGGAGACGAUGCGGCGAAGGAUGAAAAAGGUUCUCCGCGCCGGCCGGAGGAGAAAGUCGUCGACGUCGACGUCCUUCGAGACGGUCGACACGAAGCCUCGCAACGGCUCGGUGGCGACGACGAACACAAACGGCAACGACGAGGUCAUCUCCGAGACGGCGUCGGCGCUGCCUCGCGUCCUCCCUCCCAUCUCGUCGACCGAUGCCAACGAGGAGGCGGCGGUGGACGAGAAGGAUCAUGGCCACCGGCGCCACCGGAGACGCCGCAGGCAUCAUCACCACAAGCGCAAGCACAGGCGACCGGUCGGCGAGGGCGAUGUCGUGGCCGACGGUGGGCCGACGACGGGCGAGUCCUGCCGAGGUGCCAUCCGGGACCGCGACGACGGCGAACCCCGCCGCGUCGACUUUGCCGUUCCGGAGACCGACGGGACCGCCGACGCACCUCCGAAGCGGCCGUUCUCGAACCUGCGCAGCAUAUCGGUCCGAAACCUGGCACCGACCGUCUUCGUCCAGAAACCGGAGGCGCCCGCUCCGGCGGGCCCGGUACCUCGCGUGCGGUACGGCAUCAGACGCACAAACUCGCUGCCCGACAGGUUGGAUCACCAGCAGCAGAUGCAGAUGCGUCCCCCCGGCGCCAUGCUCCCUGCCCACGUGCCGCUCAUGGCGCUCAACGGCGGCGCCGUCGUCCACGGCAACGCCGACGGCGACGAGGCCGACGAGGAGCACCUCAGCCGCGUCGGCUCAGUGAUCCUCCUGCUCGUCACGACGGGCCUCGUCGCCGUCUGCGCCGAGUUUCUCGUCGGCUCCAUCGAAGCCGUCGUCAAGUCGUCGAGCAUCGGCGAGAUCUUCAUCGGCCUCAUCAUCCUGCCCAUCGUCGGCAACGCGGCCGAGCACGUGACGGCCAUCACGGUGGCCAUGAAGAACAAGAUGGACCUGGCCAUCGGCGUCGCCGUCGGGAGCUCGAUCCAGAUCGCCCUCUUCGUCACGCCGCUGAUUGUCAUCCUCGGCUGGAUCACCCACCACGACAUGACGCUGUACUUUACCCUCUUCGAGACCGUCAGCCUUUUCGUCUCGGCCUUUAUGGUCAACUUUCUCGUCCUCGACGGCCGCAGCAACUACCUCGAAGGCGCCCUUCUCUGCGCCGUCUACAUCAUCAUUUCCAUCGUUGCCUUUUUCUACCCCGACGAGAAGCAUUCGAGCCAGUGGGGAGGGUAG
Molecule: messenger RNA, 2355 nt
Organism: Drechmeria coniospora
Lineage: Eukaryota; Fungi; Ascomycota; Sordariomycetes; Hypocreales; Ophiocordycipitaceae
Product: calcium/sodium antiporter
Exons: 6
Coding region: 1-2355 (784 amino acids)
Biological process (GO): calcium ion transmembrane transport; intracellular calcium ion homeostasis
Cellular component (GO): fungal-type vacuole membrane
Molecular function (GO): calcium:proton antiporter activity
Source: RefSeq, a predicted model, not a curated record